Molecule: messenger RNA, 3098 nt
Organism: Corythoichthys intestinalis (scribbled pipefish)
Lineage: Eukaryota; Metazoa; Chordata; Actinopteri; Syngnathiformes; Syngnathidae
Gene: brd9
Product: bromodomain containing 9
Exons: 17
Coding region: 124-2079 (651 amino acids)
Biological process (GO): regulation of transcription by RNA polymerase II
Cellular component (GO): nucleus
Source: RefSeq, a predicted model, not a curated record
CUUUGAACCGGAAGAAGAAUUAACAUUCGUAAGACGCAAUUUCCGGUUAGCUACGCGUCAAAUGCUUACAAAAACCCAAGCUACACACAUUAAAUAAACUAUUUUGAGUGCAAAUAUUCCAAAAUGGGGAAGAAACACAAGAAACAUAAACCGGAGUGGAGAACAGUCGAUGACUACGAGGACAAGGCAUUGGAGAAGCCACUUAAGCUAGUGCUCAAAGUAGGAGGCAGCGAGGUGACAGAACUCUCAGGUUCAGGCCAUGACUCCAGCUACUAUGACGACAGAUCAGACCACGAGCGCCACAAAGAGAAAAAAAAGAAGAAGAAGAAAAAAUCAGAAAAGGAUAAGGACAAAUAUGUGGACGACGAAGAGAGAAAACGACGAAAGGAGGAAAAGAGGAAGAAGAGAGAGCGCGAGCAGACUGAAUCUGAGGCAGGUGCAACAAACGUGGUCAGCACUGGGGCGCCUGUCGAACCUUUCACAAUAUCCAAAACAAGUAUCAAGAUGGAGCCAGAAGAGAAGAAAAGGAAGAAGGAAAAGUUGGACAGCGGGGCUAAAUUUGAAGAAUUUCACCCUGGUGUGAAAGUUGAAGUAGAGCACCAAGGGGAAAGGCCAGUGCGAGCAUGUCGGACACAGCAUGAGAAUGAAUCCACUCCUCGGCAACUAUUACUCGAGCAUUUCCUGCGACAGCUACAGAGAAAAGAUGCCCAUGGUUUCUUUGCCUUCCCAGUAACAGACGCAAUUGCUCCCAAUUACUCAAUGAUCAUCAAGCAUCCAAUGGACUUCAGCACCAUGAAGGACAAGAUUACAAACAACGAGUACAACACAGUGACAGAAUUCAAGGCGGAUUUCAAACUGAUGUGCGACAAUGCCAUGGUUUACAACCGUCCAGAGACAGUCUAUUAUAAGGAAGCCAAGAAACUUCUUCAUACUGGUUUUAAGAUGAUGAGCAAGGAUCGACUGUUGGUUUUAAAGCGCAGCAUGUCUUUCAUGCAAGACAUGGCAGCCAUUUUGGGAGAUGAUGAACUAGAAGCUGAUAUACCUACAACGGAGACGACUCCUAUGCCGGUAGAAUCUGCCAAAAAGUCCAAAAAACUACCAGUGAAAGACAUGACCUACCUGUUUGAGUUAGAGGGUAAUGCCUGCAGCCUGACAGACAGCACAGCAGAGGAACACGUUCUUGCCCUGGUGGAACAUUCGGCAGAUGAAGCCAGAGAUCGCAUCAACAGAUACAUGCCAAACUCAAAGAUAGGCUACUUGCAAAAGGAGUCCGACACAUCUCUUGUGUACACUGUUGUCAAUCAGGUCGAUCCCGAUGCAGAAGAAGAGGAAACUCACAAAGUGGACUUGAGUUCAUUGUCAAACAAGCUUCUUCCAGGAUUAACAACACUGGGGUUUAAAGACGACAGGAGACACAAAGUGACUUUUCUCAGCAGUGCCUAUAAUAUUCAGAGCCUUCAGAAGAACUCCGUCUAUCCAGACUUAGUACCUGAAGAGUCAGAAUUGCUGUGUUCAGCGUAUGGAGAUGAAACGGGGGUACAAUGUGCUCUGAGCAUUCUGGACUUUGUGAAGGGCUGUGGAAGUGUCACUAGGCAUUGGGUCGAUGGACUUCUGGACAAGAUGACAGCAGGCGAUCACACGAAAGCUUCCAAUCAGAUACGUCAGAAGAGAAACAUGCUGAAACCUGACGAAACCAAGACGGGUCUUUGUGACAUGCAGGGGGCAGAUGGCCAUGGUCUUGGAGAGAGCAGUUCAGUGUUGGACUUCAUGUCUCUAAAAAACUACCCCGAUAUUUCUCUUGAUAUAUCCAUGCUCAAUACACUAGGUAAAGGUGUGAAAAAGGAGCCAGGAAACGAGGAGGGCCAGCAGCAAUUUGAUGACGCUGACAAGCUACUGCAGGAGUUUCAGGAAGCUCAGGUGGACAGAGUCGGCUCCAGGCCUUCGUCCAACCUGUCAUCCCUCUCCAACGCCUCCGAGAGAGAUCAGCACCACUUGGGGAGCCCGGCGCAGUCCGAAAUGGUUCAUGAUCCAUAUGAGUUCCUGCAGUCUCCAGAAUCCGAGAGCCCAGCCAACAACUGACCACAUUAUUUUAUUUUUCACUGUGACUUUGGCUGGUCAAAUAUAGUGGCCACAACACAAGCCAAUGAACUUUUUUGAAGGCUGAAUGUUAUGUGUACAGACCGUUUAUUGCAGUGGUCUUAAACUUGCAGCCUCGGGGACAUUUUUGGCUCAUGGGACAGUAUUUUGUGGGACCCUACUUAGAUAAUUAAGUUUUUUUUUUCUCAAUACUUACAGUACAAGCUAACAUGAUUGAUUGAAAUGUAAUUCCAAAGUGAUUUACAGAUGGAAGGAAAAUUGUGUGACAACACAGUCAUGGUUUUCGCAAACUUGCAAGUGAAGGAGAAGGUUGGGCACCAAUGUAGCCAAUUUCAGGAAAAGUGACACAUUUUUUUAGUUGAGUACGUGUGCAUCUCAACGGCAAUGUGUAUUAUAUGCACAGAGAAAGAUGUAUUGCUCAACAAAUACAACAUGAUAUACCAUUACUUAACUAGAAAAAUGCUGAGGAAUAUACAAUAGCAGAGAGACUUGAAAGCAGAGCAGGUAACUCUUUUUUUGUAAAGAACUGUUCAUGUUCUUAACUGUUAAUGAUAGAUUGAAAAGAUCGGAUUGCUUGUACUUUUUACCCAAAAUCUUGCACGUUUGCCCCCGAGUAAGAUUGAGUUUAAGACUUCUGCUUUAUUUUUUAUUUGUAUUUUAUUUUUUUUUAUGUGUGCUACGUUAAAAAAAAAUAAAUUCUUUCACAUGUAUUUAUAAAAAUGUGUGGUUUAAUACACUGCACCACAAAAACAUGCUCUUCAAUUAUAAUGUGUGUGACUGCGCUGUCAGCUUUUCCCAGUCAAAAUGGAUUGGACGUCCAACACGUCAAUAGCAUUGGAAGAUGAGCAUUCAGAACAGGGGUGUUAACAGGAUGCCAGGUGUGGGUUGGAAUUAGUCUUACUUAAAAAAAAUCUUUUAAAAAAAAAAAAAAAAAAAAAAAAAAAAGGCUACAAUGCUCAAGUAGGUCGAAAUCUAGCGUAGGGCUACUGCACCUUAAAACA